This is a messenger RNA of Hyaloperonospora brassicae, 366 nucleotides long. Lineage: Eukaryota; Oomycota; Peronosporomycetes; Peronosporales; Peronosporaceae. The record is from the annotation of a GenBank genome assembly.
AUGGCCAAGAGUCUGCGCUCGAAGAUCAAGCGAAAGUUCCGCACAGAGCUGCGCAAGCGUAUUGGCGUACCACACGAGGCGAUUCGGGAGGCAAAGAUACAAGAGAACCUCAAGAAUGCGAUUGCCGCGCAAGGAACUGGUGCAUCAGUAGCAAGUCUCAAGAAGCUCAUGGGUACUCCAGUGCCUAUGUCUAGUAGCGUCAUCACUGGAGUGGUGAAGGAGUCUACGCCAGAGGAGACGGCGGCAGCGCUGGACGAGGAGACUGAUGUCCCGAUGACGGACGUGAAGAAGGACAAGAAGGACAGGAAGCGAAAAAGGAAGCCCAAGUUUGUGCACUUCCAUCAGCUGCGCAAGAAAGGCGUGUGA